Messenger RNA from Coregonus sp. 'balchen', 2001 nucleotides. The record is from the annotation of a GenBank genome assembly. Lineage: Eukaryota; Metazoa; Chordata; Actinopteri; Salmoniformes; Salmonidae.
AGACGCAGCGUCCGCUGGCAGACAGUGAUUUCUCGAUUCAGUGACAUCGUUCAGCUUGCCGCCGACUUGGGGACGCUUGUCUCUCGCGCAUAGGUGCACUACCACCCAGAAAGGAUAUUGUUCCUCCGGAAUUUGGAAUUUCAUAAGAGGGUACUGUGACUGCUUGUCAAUAACCCCCAACAGUGGACUGUAAUACUGAGUUGCCGUUGCGCUUGUGGGAUAUUUCAGACAGACAGAAGAUGCCUGCCGAUAUAAUGGAAAAGACCUCGGUCUCUCCUGUUGCUGCUACUCCAGCCAGCAUGAACACUACACCUGAUAAACCCAAGACGGCUUCCGAGCACAGGAAGGUUAGUAGUCGGUCAAAGCAUCUUAGAAAUGCCGUUAUUCUGUCACUUCAAAAUUACGCACGGGCUUUUAUAGCAAAACAUAAACCUUUCAUUCACCUUGAGCAAGUCCCACCAUUCUAACAAUUUCUUAUAUGUAUUUUCUUUAGUCAUCCAAACCUAUCAUGGAGAAAAGGAGAAGAGCCAGAAUCAACGAAAGCUUGGGACAGUUGAAAACACUUAUCCUGGAUGCGCUCAAAAAAGAUGUAAGUAUUAUAUUUUUUCUCUCACUACAAAUGAAUGAUUGCAAUCACAGUUAUAGAUUUACUUUAUUAAAAACAUAGAAUACUUUCGUAUUAAAGUUUAUCUUCAAUCCUAACAAUGUGCCUCCUCAUAUUACAGAGCUCCAGACACUCGAAACUUGAAAAGGCGGACAUCCUGGAGAUGACCGUGAAACAUCUCCGGAACCUCCAGAGGGCUCAAAUGACUGGUAAGUCACUGUAGCUGUUUUGGUGGGUGAAUACCCGGGAUGAUUUCUUCCAGACUUCCGUCUGUGGUUUAGAUCAUGUUCGAAUGCAGUACUCAGUUUACAUACUUGGCCCACAUCCUCUCUCCCAAGAAGUCUCUCUAAAUGUAGCUAAUUGUAUGGACUAACUAAAUAGCUAAUUUAUCUUAUCCAUUGGUGAGCUUCGGAAUGUAUAUGUUUAGUUUGAUCAAUGUUCAUGUUUGAAACUUAAUUAUACUGUUGUUAUUCUCAGUGGCUUAUCAUUUUCUUUCUUCCACAGCUGCUUUGAACACUGAUCCCACCGUGCUCGGGAAAUACAGAGCUGGGUUCAGUGAGUGCACAAAUGAAGUCACCCGGUUCCUGUCCACCUGCGAAGGGGUUAACACGGAGGUCAGGACGCGGCUUCUCGGUCACUUGGCCAGCUGCAUGACGCAUAUCAACGCUAUGAACUACCCCACGCAGCACCAGAUCCCUACCGGGCCUCCCCACCGCUCAUUCGGCCAGUCCAUGGUACAUAUCCCCAACUCAUCUCCGCAAGGCAACGUCAUGCCCCUGCCUUGUAAAGGUGGCUCUCCCCGGAGCAUGUCACCAGAAACAACAAAAGUAUACGGCGGUUUCCACCUCGUACCUGCCACAGAUGGACAAUUCGCCUUCCUCAUCCCCAACGCAGCUUUUGCGCCCAACGGUCCCGUUAUCCCCGUGUACGCGAACCAGAUCAACACGCCUGUACCAGCGGCGGUGUCCCCCGGUGCACCGACAGGCAACUCGGACUCAGUGUGGCGACCCUGGUAGAAAAAGAAAAAAAGGACCUAUCGAAAAUACUUUUAUGAUGACACUUAGUUCUUCUUUGUUCGAUGUUACAAAAAUUAUGUUUGUAUUUUGUUUUUUUAUUUUCAAUGCGUUAAGAUGAAAAGAUGAUGCACUAUAUUUGUAUAGCCUAUAAGGGAGUGAAGUUCAUAUUGAAAUGAGAUUUGUAUUGUUGAAGUCUGUUCACUGCAUUUUUAUAUUCGAGGUGUCUUUUAUUACUGUGCGAUACCAAAGAUAUGUUGAAUGCACUUUACGUAAUUCUUCGUUUUGGAAGACAAAUAAAUUUGUAAAGAUAUUGAAAAACAUACGCUUGUGCGCUCAUCUAUGAUUUAAGCCUAAUCUUCAGAAACCUGAUCACCAAACAAU